Petromyzon marinus (sea lamprey) is the source of this 9468-nucleotide messenger RNA. Lineage: Eukaryota; Metazoa; Chordata; Hyperoartia; Petromyzontiformes; Petromyzontidae. The record is from RefSeq and is a predicted model, not a curated record.
UGACGAUGCAGGUGACAGCAUUCCAAACCCUGUUCCAGAGACAGACCAAGAACUAAACUGUGUUAUCACGGCCAAGAUAGAAGAAAUUUCAGCUCAGAUAGUGGAGAAGGCGAAGGCCGGGGCGGUGGCCUUUUUGGUUGGCGAGGGUCAGAAGCAAACGGAGCGGGCGUCGGCACACCGGGUAGCGGAAGCUGAUCACCAACCCUCAUCUGCUGGCACUGUCAGUCCACCAGCAGCAAAAGCAUCAUCAGCAGCAUCGCGGGACAAGUCAAAGAAAGAUAAAAACAGUCACUCAACAAACAACCCUUUUAAGGUGGUGACCUGUCGUACGGAGGGGAGAGAAGACGCCUCAGUGACGGCUAACAUGAGUCUCAAUGGCAAACAAAGCAUAGAGGCUCCUUCGUCCGCCACGGACGGUCAAGAGGACAAAAGGUUUGAUGGUCCGUGCGGCGUUCCAUCAGGGCAGGAAGUGAGUAACGAUGCCAAGCGUUGCAGUGAGCAAGCGGACGCGCCCUCCAGGCUCAUCGAACCGGUGGAUUUCACCAAAGGUCACACUUCACCAUCGGUCAGUGGCAAGGACAAAAGCCGCGAUGCACAAUUUUCAGAAAUCGACAGUUCGCAGUCGAACGCUCGGUCUGACGAAUCUAAACAGUUCGCUCCCGAGCGGAGUAGCACUCCCCAGCAAUUGACCAGCACGGGCACGUCCGAAAUCCCUCCAAUCCCGGCGACAAGGGACGUCCACGCUUUGCAGCUGCGCAGGGAGUGUUUUCAGGGCGCCGAUGAGGCGUCCGAGAGCUCUGCAAGUCCUCGCAUGCUCAUGGAUGGGAAAGCAAAACCCUCGCCGCACACGGAGAGCAAAACGGGUUGCAAGACGACAGCACCUGGUGACGUUGCAAAAAUGCCGGACGUUAUACCUGAUGGGCAUACUGACGACAACAGUUGCGCACACUCCAUUGCAGAUGAUGUCAUCCACAAAGGUCAGCAGGCAGCGCUGAUGAAGGAAGCUCACCAUUCCUUUGACGCUUCGUCUUUUUGGCCGAACGAUAUAGCAGAGCCUUGGGAGGAACAGCGACACGAACACGGACACCAUGACCAUUCUUGCAACAUGACGGCACAAUUGAAGAUGGAGACGAUUAGCGAGGAUGAUUUUUCAGGAGGGAAGAGCGAUAAGACCGACGUAGGUAAAUAUUCCGCGGAUGCACAAAACCUGACUGCAGGCUGCACCGACACAGGCUUUGGGAAUGUUCCAAUGAACGAAACAUCGGCGAAAAAAAGUGCCUUUUUGAGGGCAAACACCAUGCCGCACUUUUACGGGUCUGAACCUGGCAUAGAAAAGUCUGGAAUGGGGGGCUCUGUUGCUCGCAGUGAAAAUCAACCACUCCCAUCUUCGUUGGGAAAGCCCCAAAUGGGUGAUGGUCAAAAAUUAGGGAGGCAGAUGUCAGAACAGUGCUUUGGGCAGAAGUUAGAUAUCUACUACAAAGACUGUGCUAAGCCCCCUGACUUUGAUUCUAAACCAUUUGUUUUGGCUGAUUAUAAAAGAAAAAUGGAUACCAGAGAGGAAUCGCGGAUGAAUGCUGACCCCAUACGUGAAUUGUUGUCAGGCGGUUUAGGCAUUUCAAGUGAGCCGGGCACUGACAAUUCUAGCAGUGCUCCACAAGAAGGGAAUAAGGAAGCUAAGUCAGGUGAGAGCAUAAGCUCUCUGCAGGAAACAACUGUUAAUACACGUUCUCCAAAGCACCUUGAAACCACAGAUGUGCCCACUGGCUUUGUAUGUGCUGAGCAGAAAAAAGGCCCCAGUAUCCUGGACAGCGAAGAGCAUAUCGAGCAGAUGGAAGCACUGCAACAAUGCAUUGGGAAGAAUGCAUUGCAUAGUCCAGGAAAGGCUAACAUCCACGAAAAGGUUUCAAGAAAAUCAGUUGAGUCUUCGGUCUGUCGUGGCAACACUCCAGGAACCUCUGUGGAAAGUGAAAAAAAGCAAGAUACAUCUGAAAUGAAGGUGGGAAAAACUGGAAAUGAACAAACAUUGACAGGCGAUUUAGAAACGAGUUUACACAUCAAGAAAGAUGACGCACCUGCUGAUGGUGCGGUAAGGUCAAUGCAUUCAUAUUUACUUGAGGAUAAAUCCCAACCGAAAAUACCGAGCAUUUCAGAAUAUUCUGUGGCAUCCAAGUCAUCAAUUUCGCAGCUUAAAUCGGAUGAGUACGCACCAAAAGCAGUGGAUUCGGAGUCUGACGUUAGCUCAGAGGAUGAGCUACAAUGCAAUGUAGGAAAGCAGCCAGGAGCUGUGUUAUCUGAAGGCUUCCUAAGCACUGAGGUCAAGGCCGAUGCAAAAAAGUCACCUGCUUACCACAGCCUUUCGAGACUGUCUCCACUGGAGACGGAAAUUUUGUCUGAACUGCAGGACAACGAAGGCAGCAACGACCAAUUCUCCGGCGCUAGAAAAAAGGUGACGUCAGAGGGGGCACAAGAGAACGUGGCCUUUGACACGGAGAAUAAAUCACAACGGAAAAAUGAUGGCUCCAGCGGAUUUCAGUUCCAGCACAUCGCGCAAGACGAGGGUUCAUCGCUUCCCUUUGUUUUUCCAGCAAAGGGGCAAAUGCACAACGUGGAAUACUUGGAAUUGAAUUCGGCAGCUUUGAAGCCCAUCGCUGGCUCCGCGUAUUUAAAGGAAGAUGACUCGCGCAUGCCAGAAAAAAGCGUUCCGUUAAGCAAAAACCUGAAGGACCCUCAUCCAACGGGUGAGAGCGUCUCAUUUUCCAAAGAACAGAUGCCUGGACAGGACAUUAUUUCAGCUGAUGAGAAUAAAGAGGGAGCAGGAGACUUCGCUGACCGUGGAGGACCUAAUAACAUUUUCAGUUCUCCUUUAAUGAAGUCGGACCUUCCUGUGCUCAAUUAUCGAGAUGAUGAUUAUCACCCCGCCGGUGUUUUAUUCGAAAAUGUUACGUCUGGGAAACCUCGAGCUGCAGAUAAACCUGGGAAGAUAAAAUACUCACAAAGUGUGGAUGUUAACACUGCAUUGUGCCGAAAUGACCGCUCAUUUGAAGGGGGUGAAGAAUCCUACCUUUUCCCCUGUGGUCCCAGCAAGAAUCAUUUGUCGGUGGUGGGUGAAUUAGACAAAACCUCUCAUGUGGCACACACAUCCCCUUCAUCAUUCAAAACGGAGGAGCGCUGCCAGGCAUCAAUUGUGGAAAACGCAAACCAACGUCAUGAUGGAGGAUCUACAGACAAAGUCACAGACUCUCAAGAUGUACUUGCUGAUAGUUCGACACACGCAACCAAUAUUUCACCUGCGCUUGGAAUCACGAAGUUUGGCAGCGAAAUGGACGUGCCCAACAAAAUAUCAGCGCAAGUAAACGCAGACGAGAGUCCUAAACAUGCACGGGUAGAAACCACGUCACGUACAUCACACGCUGAUAACAUUCAUCCUUUUGAAAGCAAAGAGCAGCACCAAGAGAUGGAAAACAAGGAGGCAUGCCGAUCCUCGCAGGCAAGUGUCGUGGGUAAAAAUACCGCAGAACACGAGAAAGCUGGAGACAGCCAACGAGUGCACGGGAAAUUUGACGGAGAGCAAGUGGAAAAGAUGAGCCUGGAAAUCAUGCAAGACAAAAGCACAGCAGAUGAGACAAUCCCUCCGCAAAGCACCGGGGAGCCAGACAGCCACGUGGACACUUCUGGGACUGCUCCGGCAACAGGUGCACGCGAUGCAGGAGGGAAGAGGGCAGAGGAGCCAUUAGGAGGCGAGGAAAGGAAGGAGGCAGAUGACAAGGCUUCAAGCGUUGUGCAUGAAGAGGAAUCUCUGAAGAGUCCAAAAGCAGGGGCAAACAAGGCAACGUGCAGGGCAGAUGCCCUGCACGAACGCGUUCCCGAGGAGGGCGAACACCUCGUCAAAGCCGAUGCCGAUGGACGUGGGGAAAAGGUUUCGACCAAAAAGGAGCAGCUCCCAGUCACGGGAAAAAACUCUCUAAUUGAGAGUCAACAGAAGUCUGGGGUGGAUCAGAAGGCAAGCGGAGGGGGCGUGCAGGAGGGCGGGAUGGAAUUGGUCCCGGAUCGGGAGAGGAGGAACAGCAAGCCACUGGAGAAGAGGUCGUAUACGAGCACGCCGGAGAAAGACAAGCAGGAGAAAAAACGGAGAAAAGUGAGUAAGAAGGGGGAUGUGGCUAAGAGAGCCGAGGUGCGCUGUAGGUCCCCCGGCAGGCCUGCUAACAGGAGCCAGCGGGCAAUGCUGCAGGGUUCAGCCAAAAGACGGCAGAAAGUUCAAUCCAAGGCCGGUGACGGUAAAUCUGUGGAGGUCAGUCCUCGGAAAGAGGCGCCUUCCAGCCCGAAUAAGAAGCUCAAGCUUCCAGUCCCAAAAAGUCAGGCUCUCCCCAUGGCGGUCAAAUGCAAAACACCUCCGGCCCCGUCGAAACAAGUCCCAUCACGUCCUGACAGAUCGGCUAAAAUAGCCAUGCAGACUUCGCACAUCUCAGCCCCUAUCAGCACCGGAUCUGCCCGAGUGCGGCCUGCAGUACGGAUGGAGCAGAGCGCUGCAGAAGCCAGGGCGGCGGUGUCAGCCAAGCGUGCGGGCGAACAGAAAACCCGGCUGGGGAUGACACCGGCCAUCUCUUCGACGAAGACAGCAAGCAGGCCGGCCAGACCCUCCGCCCCCGCCUCCGAGAAGCAUCCGGCGCCCGCGACGAGUGGUUCUGCGCUCAGAUCCUCCGCGCCCGCCUCGGCGAGGUCCACCCUGGCGGUGAAGCAGGACGUGGCGAAGUUGACGAGCACCUUGAGAGCCAAACCGAGCAUCCCGGCCGCCACGGAGAAGUCCCCCAGACCGGCAGCCGCUACCGCAGCCGGUCCCACCGCUGCCGCUGUCUCUGUGACCGCGAAGGCGCCCAUCGCUGCUGCCGCCAGCCCGACACGGCCGACCUCUCUGCUCGCAGACCGCUGCACCAAGCCCAGGAUGACCCAGCAGAAGUCUCCGGUAUCCACAGGUGCCGGUAAGAAGGGCGGCGGCGCAGCGCCCGUCACCACCCCGGGCGCGGCCGGCACCGUGGGCCGUCCACCGGGCUCAGCUCGCACCUCGAUGGUCCCCCGAGCGCCCGGCGCGCCCGGGGCCUCCCGGAGCUCAGCCACGCCGGCGAGCGGCGGGCGCGGUGCGGGGGCCACGCCGGGCGGGGCCUCACGCUCGGUGCCAACCACCCCCGGCGAGAAGAAGGCCUCUCGCACCCUGAUGACGCCCAAGUCGCCCGUGGGCACGGCGCCAAACCCCAACCUGAAGGCGGUGCGAUCCAAGAUCGGCUCCACCGACAACAUCAAGCACCAGCCAGCCGGUGGCAAGAUCCAAAUCGUGACCAAAAAACUGGACUUCAGCCACGUGACGUCGAAGUGCGGCUCCAUGGCUAAUGUCAAGCACAUCCCUGGUGGAGGCAAUGUGCAAAUUGUUUCCAAGAAGGUAGAUGUCCGUCACGUGGCUUCCAAGUGUGGAUCUAAGGACAACAUCACUCACAAACCAGGUGGAGGGAACAUUCAGAUUGUCAGCAAGAAGCUGGAUUUCAGUGAGAAGGCUCAAUCCAAAGUAGGCUCCCUGGACAAUGCAGACCAUGUUCCAGGAGGCGGCAAUGUUAAGAUCGAGUCGCAGAAGCUGAGUUUCCGCGAGACAGCCAAGUCCCGCACGAACUACGGCAAUUCCUCCCACUCGCCCACGACAUCGGAAGGCCCCUCGGGACGCAUGAGCAAGGUCUCGUCCACGGGCAGCCUGAGCCAGGACGCUUCCCCCGAGCAAUGCGACGCACAGGAGCAGCAGAACCACCAACAGAGCCAGCAGCAGCAGCAGCAGCAGCUGUCCACUGACAUCACCGAGGCACUGGCCGGGCAGGGGCUGUAGGGUGGACACACACGCACGCACGCAAGCACUUCGCGGGUCGGAAGUGGCAGCAUAGGCUAAAGGGUCACAGCGCCUCCAAACUUCCCCCCCACCCCCUCCUCCGCCCCCAGCACGCACACAUGCAUGCUAGCUCCCGUUAACGUGACACAAGUUAACGGGAGCUCUCCUGAGACGGACAUGUGUGCGCGCGCGUGUGUGUGUGUGUGCGGACACGUGCACAUCACGUUCGCACCCACACGAGCACGCGGACCAUGUACGUCUCCACCGUUACGUGCUCUCAAACCUGCUCGCACCAAGGUGUGCCGAGGUACUUUCGCCCACACGAGCCCAUGCAGCACAGCAUCCAGUUUCACCGGAAUGUGCCAGGCCAGACCCGAUAUGCCCCCCAUCCUUCAAUCAAGCAGGAGAGGCAGGGUGUGCUGCCUCUGCAACCACUCUGGCUGGCACCAUUGGUUGUGAACACACAACACAACACAUAACGUACACGGCUGAGGAGCUUCUAAUAACUGCACCCCCACCCCCGAUCCAUUGCCACAUCUGUGUUAUUAUGCUGCACGCAGUUUUGGCAUUCUGUAAAAGAUAAUGUUGCUUUGAUAGCCUUUAGGAACACCUCGAGAUUUCUAAAUGAAAUGGCCGUUGAGCCAGUGAUGUAAAUGACCCAAAAGAGCUGGCAGAGUAUGAAUACGUUAUUAUGUGUGGUAUUUCUGUAACAGUAAUUGCAGUGUUUUUCAAAACACGUACAAGUACAUGCUACCAGAAAAAUAAUCGUACAUGAUUGGCUGCAGAACCCAUCUAAUAUAUAGUACAUAUAUAUAUAACCUAAUGCAUCUCGGUGGUGAAGCAAAACACACGAAUCGCAACGGAGUAUAACUCGCUUGCAAGUGCCAUCCAUGGGCCGAGAUACAGGUCACGUACAACGUUAAGUUCCCGCUGCAGGAACGUGGUUCAGAGUCUGGCCCCCAUGAUGCACUGACUGGCUGGCUGGCGCGUGCCCGCGAUGAGACUGUGGUGGGGUUGACGAUGGUGCCCGGUGGUCUGGCUGGGUGAGGCCGAGCGAUGUCUGCACACCAGGUCCCCGUCUCACCGCACGUCUUCCGACGGACCUGCCGUGCCGUUGAACUCUCACUCGUAGUUGAAACGAAUGCUGCGAUAUACUCUAACCCUUGGCAGUUAAUCUCCACGCGUUAAUCUGGCUAUUGCUUGUGUUUAAUAUUUUUGAAUAUUUAUUACAUCCUAAAUGUUCUCUAUGGUAGCUGGAGUAGUUCUAGGGUAAUGUUCAUAUUACCAUGCAUUUUAACACCUUGGAAAGUUUAAGAUGUUACAUUUUCAGUAGUUCAUUUUAGGUGUAAAACUACUUUUAACUGUCUACGAGUCAGGAAUGAGAAUGAGACGGUGGUUAUUUAUUGCCGUGGCAUUGCCAGCUUACCGGUAGACAGUGUCACGAGGGAUAUGUCCAGAUGGUAAAUUUAACAUAGUAUUGUAAUGAUGGUGUUGACAAAAAUAUUUAUCCAAGAACAUUUUGCAUGACCAAUGGCUUGUAGAGUAUACAAGCGUUGCAAGUUUUAGGGAAUUACAUUGCAGUAUGUUAGCUGUAAUGUUGACCACAUUACACACGUGUCAAACGGGAAUCCAUUAUCCCUGACAAUAGCACACUUUUGCCAUUCAGCACAAUGCGGAGGAAAUACGAAGGCGGGUCAGAGUGAUGUUGACGUUAGGAUUACGAUGGCAGUGGUGUUGCAAGUGAUGAUUGGGUGUGUGAUAGUGAAGGUGAUGGCGGCGUUACGUUUAGGAUUUUGAUGGAAGUGGCAGUGCUGUUGGUGAACGACAGAGGCAUAGACGAUGGCUUUGGUAAUAGACGAUAUUGGAAAUGAUUGUUUUAGUUAUAAAUGUAAGACAAUAGCAUUGAGCCUAAAUAGUGCCAAUCUUUGUUAGUAUCGGUGGUUUGGUGUUCACUUGAAGGGAUAUGUAUGUAUGUUGUGGAAGCAGCAGGGCUCCAGAUAUGACACCUCGACAGCCGAGGACACCGCAUCAGUCAGUAGGAAUUAGAGAGUCAAGUGGGACUACCUGGCUCUGUGUAUUUCACAUAUUCAUGCGGACCUCGAACACUCCUCGGUACGCCUGGUAUCGUCGAUGCGUCUGGCAUCGUCGGAGCUCCCUGUGCUGAACUCUGCAAAGCAGUGUUGUGUUUAAGGCCGGCCGAAAGACGUCCGUAGAAGCAUGAACUUCUGAUAAAAUUACUGUAACCGGACUGUUUUUGGAAAUAAAUGCUGACUCCAUUUUGUUCUGACAGUCAUAUUUCUGGCUUGUCAGCAGCCCCCUGUGCGUACGUACGCACGCAUACACACAUUCACCCGGUACAGCGGUUUACUCCGCUCUCACUGAGACUUGAAUGGUAUUAACUUGCCCUGGUAAUUUAUUUUCAACCGUGUCUACUACACAUUUUAAGUAAAACACGAGUAUGUUACUUUAUUUUUACUACCAACAUCUAUAUACAAAGAAUAUGGACACAAUUGCAACUGUUUAAAAUAUAACGAAUGCCACUAAUUACGUACUGUCAACGUAGAGUAAGUUGUAAAUGCUGACGUUUCUCAUCAAUGGUAAGUCUCUAUGAUUUUCUCUCAAAGUUUUCAUUCUUUCGCGACGUUAAACACGUGCCGAUUGCGGUCACGACAACAAAAAACUCGGAUCACAUUUUUUUUUCCGAAGUAAAAUGCUUCUGCAGAUUCCCAUUGAUCUCCAAACAGGAGCUUAAGGUGGAAUUUUUUCCAUAAUCCUGCAGUGGGCUUCCCCUCUGGACUAUAGCUCGGCCCAAACUCCAGCCAUAGCUUGGAUGGUGGAAGGUGGCUAUAGGUUUGAGUCUGCCUCUUCUCCCCCCCCCCCCAUCGCGAAGUUGACUUUGCACAAAUCUGGAGUCAAACGCUGGGUUUUGUGGCCGUUGGAAAAUGUGGAGAUGGAUUUCAUUCUUUAGCUCCACUCGGAGAUCAUCAUCUCUUGCCGCCGGGUGUCAGAUAGACUAAUGUGCGCAACAAAUAGUCGCGCUGGAGGCGGAAUGAAUUAACCUAGCAUGGAACGCUUGAGAUUAUUAGAGUAAAGAGUUUCUGUCUUAUACAUUUUAUUGGCGGUUUUUAUUAGUCAUUAAGCUCAACAAAUUGAGAUGACAGUUAUGUUAAAUUGCAUCUUUUGCUUUGCAGACUGUUGUGAAUGGAAUUAAUUGCUCAUCUACGUAAUAACCGAUGGUGUCAAAACUUUUUCCGAAUGUUUUAAGUAGUCAGAUUGGCCAGCUUCAUAUAUUGACCUAUCGUGAGCUCGGUGACUUGUUGAGUUGUUAUACGCUUACAGAUCAGUCUGUUUCUCACCCUUUGUAAACCGUUAGGAAUGGAAAUAAAACAUCUGCCAAAAUCUUACAAGUAAUAAGACACCAAAAUAUUGAGGUUUUUUUUUCCAGCAAAGAGCAUUGAACAACAAUGACAUGCACCUCUGGGUAAUUUUUUUUGUUAUGUUAAGCCAUGUACUUUGUGCCCAAUGUGUUGUAUUGCAGCUGUCAGUGCUAUUUUGAGUUGUGUUUAGAUGCUAUUCCUUGGGAAAAAUAUAAACUUAAAAAUAUU